AUGAAAAGCAGUCAGAGUAGGAGACUAACGCUAGCUAAGAGACUAUAUAGUGCCCGGGUAUCUUCACAAGAAGUGGCUAAUGUUGUCCUGGGUGCUCGAAAGCAUAAUGUGCAGCAAGAACAGAUUUUGAGCGUCAAAAACCUUACAGGUGGUGGAAAAAAGCCAGGAAGCCGAGGCUCUGAAAAGAAAGUUGAGGACAUAGCUAAGCAACUGUACAAACGGUACAAUCAUGGCUACUCAAGUGUUACAGCUUCACGUUUAGGCAACGCAAACUACUUUUUCAAUGCAGCUGAGGUCACAUAUGAAUGGAGCGCAGCUUCAUUUUGGGACAUACCGGGAGAAAAACUGAAAGCGCAACUUGAGCAGCAAACUUUGGAUCAGGAACAUAUUGGGAACUAUGGUAAUCAUCCGAAAGGUGAGGACUUACGAGCAAGGAAAUAUCCAGGAAAAACAGAUGGGAUUCCGUUUGAAUUAUUGAAUGGGUUACCGGAGGUAGCCUUUUUGGGACGUUGUAACGCUGGAAAGUCGACUCUUUUAAACAAUAUGACUACAGAAUUUUCGAAAGUACGACUCGAUGAGUAUGCUAGAACGUCAAAAAAGGCGGGUUUUACGAAAACUAUCAACUGCUUUAACGUUGGGAGACGAUUCCGUUUAAUCGAUACGCCAGGAUACGGCGUGAAAGGCACAUUUGAUCAAGGAGAACUGAUAAUGCGAUACCUGAGGGAAAGAAAAGAAUUGAAAAGAGUUUACCUGCUUAUUUCCGCAGAACAAGGUUUUACGGAAACCGAUUCUCAGAUAGUCCACUUUUUGACGAAAUUCGGAAUUCCAUACGAGCUCGUAUUCACUAAACUGGACAAGAUCAGUGAUGUGGCUGGACUUCACUCAAUUAUUGAAGACAGUAGGGUCUCGGAAUUGCCCACUAUGCCUCGUAUGCUGUUUCUCAACUCGAUCACCAAUUCAAGAUAUCCUAAAAGAUUGGGAAUAAGCAGCCUACGAGAUUCUAUAUUAGAAAGCUGUGGUUUGGAGCAGGCUAUUAAACCUCUGAAGGUCAAAAGUAAGGGCAAAUAG
Messenger RNA from Lachancea lanzarotensis, 1068 nucleotides. It is a transcript of the gene MRX8, whose product is annotated as LALA0S05e03488g1_1. The record is from RefSeq and is a predicted model, not a curated record. The transcript has a single exon. Gene Ontology annotation, molecular function: GTP binding. Bases 1 to 1068 code for a protein of 355 amino acids. Lineage: Eukaryota; Fungi; Ascomycota; Saccharomycetes; Saccharomycetales; Saccharomycetaceae. Gene Ontology annotation, cellular component: mitochondrion.